Molecule: messenger RNA, 1410 nt
Organism: Indicator indicator
Lineage: Eukaryota; Metazoa; Chordata; Aves; Piciformes; Indicatoridae
Gene: NUF2
Product: NUF2 component of NDC80 kinetochore complex
Exons: 13
Coding region: 1-1410 (469 amino acids)
Biological process (GO): attachment of mitotic spindle microtubules to kinetochore; meiotic chromosome segregation; kinetochore organization
Cellular component (GO): kinetochore; Ndc80 complex
Molecular function (GO): protein-containing complex binding
Source: RefSeq, a predicted model, not a curated record
AUGGAGACGCUGACCUUCCCUCGCUAUAGUCCUGAUGAUAUCGUCUGCUACCUCCGCAGCCACAUCCUGACGGGCGCCGAGGCCCGAAACCUGGUCAAGAGCGACGUGUUCGGCACCCCUAAGCUUGAAAUUUUACACAUGAUUUACAUGAGAAUCCUGCAGAAGAUCUAUGGAAUCCGCCUGGAGCAUUUCUACAUGAUGCCAGUCAACGUUGACAUAAUGUAUCCACAGAUACUUGAAGGCUUCCUGCCUGUUCGUAAUCUCUAUAAUCACAUGGAGCGCUUACUUCCAGUGUGCCGGAUUAAUGAUUUUCAAAUUGCUGAUAUUUUAAACCCAAAAGCAAAGAGGACAGCUCGCUUCCUGAGUGGCAUUCUCAACUUUGUGCACUUCAGAGAACUGCGACGUGAGACCUACUUGGAGUUACAACUGAACUAUAAAUCGGCCAUGGAGAAAAAUCAACAACUGGAGAUGGCAAAUCGUGAGGCAAUACUGAAGAUGGAGAAACUAAACACUGUUCCAGUUGAACACCAAGAGGAGGUGAGGCAACUGACAGAUAGCGUUCGAGAACUGGAGCAGCUACUAAGGCAAGACUUCCAUCGGAAACAAGUAGCUGUGUAUGAAGUGACUUCACAGAAGAAGUCAGAUAUAGCAGAGCGUACCCGAAAACUGAAUGACCUUAAAGUGAUAAUGGCUGACUUGAAAGAAGAGCUAGAGCAGAAGAAAUCAAAAAUUGUUGAGAGUCCAGAGGAACUGAAAAAUUACAAAGAAGCAAUGAAAGAGACUGUUAAGAAAAUAAAGAAAUCCAAGCAAGAAAUUAUGGAGAAAUAUGAAAGCUACAGAGACAUAGUUGAGGUUUUGCCACCAUGCCAGCUGGAGCUGCAGUUGUAUCAAAAGAAGAUGGAAAGACAUGUAGGAAACAUGGAGAUGUGGGCCAAUAUGUUAUCAGAGGUCAGGAAUCUGGAGGACCAGUUUGAGAGCGCUCAGAGAGAGAUGAAAAAUGGGAACGGAAAUGAAGUAUCCUUAAGGAGACUGGUCACUGCCAAACAUGAGAAGCUGUCUACAGCUGAAAUAAAGAUGACAAAGAAGCGUGAAGGCUUUGAGAAAUAUAAGCAGACGAUAUUGGAAUGUUGUAACAAAAUUCAGGAGAAGAGAGGUGCUGUAUAUGAUAAAGUGAUGGCCAUUCAGAAGGAGAUCCAACAGAAUCGGUUCAAAAUUCACCAGCUGAACGAGAAUGCUGAAAAAGAAGAAAUGAAAGCUAAGGAAAUAUACCUAAAUCUGAAGGCUAUGUUGGAGAAGUGUCAAGAAUCUCUCAUUAAUGCAGCAAAGAGUUAUGCAGCCUCCAGAGAAGAUAAAAUUGCUGAACUGAAGAAGGGGCUGCUCAGAGUUCAGACUUCUGAAAGUAGUUCUUAA